AUGUACCGCGCAUGUUUAUUUCUUGUUUGUUUGGCUUUUUGCUCAGCACUUCCAAAUGAUUGGAGUGGAAUGAGACCAACCACUUUUUUAUCAAGAGAUGAUUCUGAAGUCGUCGAUAAUGCAGGUGCUGGUUAUUCAUAUUUCAAAAAACAAGAUAUCGAACUUCGACCAUCAGCUAAAUCAAUCAUUACACUUCCAAGUCAAGAUAUGUCUGAAUAUGCAGAUUCAAGUGCAUUAAAAGCAGAACCAUCACAAACACGAUUCGUUCAAACUGUUUUACCAAAAACUGAAUUCAUUCGACAACCAGUUUUUACUCAAAAAGAUCUUACACAAAUACGUACACCAGCCUUUACUGGAUACACUGGCCGACAAUCCGAUCUUUUAACCCAAUCGACAUAUGGUAGUCAACAACAAGAUUUAAGAACACUCAGUUCAAAUCAAAUUCUUCUUCCACGAACAACAUUAACUGCUCAACCAAGCACAUUCUCUGGUUAUAGUGGUAGCCAACAAAUUCGUUCAUUCCCUGAAACAUCACAAUGGAGUGGUUCACAAUCAACUAUUUCAAAACCAUUCGUUAAUACCGAAUUUAUCUCAUCUCCAUCUCGACGAGUUCUUGCUAAAUCUCAAACAGGAUCUACUACUGCUGGCUGGUAA
This is a messenger RNA of Adineta steineri, 654 nucleotides long. The record is from the annotation of a GenBank genome assembly. Lineage: Eukaryota; Metazoa; Rotifera; Eurotatoria; Adinetida; Adinetidae.